AUGGCCCCUAGUUUCGAACCUCAGAGACGUCGAUCUUCGCUCUAUCAGCAACGACGUCUCUCAGUCCCGUACGAACAGUAUUCUUGGAGUGCUCCUCCUUCCGGGACCGUAUAUGCAGGUCUCUCGGCACUCUUCUCGGACGAUGGUCUGGUGACGGUCGCGCUCGCCAUCAGGGACGUGACGUACCUUCUAGAUUUUGUCCAGCAGGAAUUAAAACCCAAAAAUAAUGGCUCGUCGUGCGCGGAACUCGGAGAUUUCGUUAUCAACCAAUUGCAGCAGUACAGCGAGAGACACAUGGAGAAGUUCAUCGGCGUAGCAAUGCCGCAGCGUGUAGCAGACGCCUGUCCUGGUCUCUCUUCGCGCCUGUGGGCUGAACUCGAUGUCCUUCCGCUGGUGUUGCGCGAGGAAAGCAGAAGAGAAGGGGAUGAUAAGUUCGCAUUUGGGCUCCCGGAUAGCAAGGCUUGGAAGAUCCGGAGUAUCGACGAGCAGGCUGAGUCGAUGGGUCGUAAAUGCGUGAGACUGUUCGGACCGGACAAUCUUCCCUUGCUACAAGUUGGCUUUCUAGGCUUGGUAGAGGUCGACACGGCCUUCCAUGUCCGUCUCGCCAAUCUCGGUGAUUUUCAAAAAACAGUGACUCCCAAGACAUGGAACGCUGUCCAACAUUAUGCGACAGACCUCAAACAAAGGAAAGUCAAAAUUGCCUUUUUCAGUGCCACCCCUCAGGGUGGCGGUGUGGCCUUGAUGAGACAUGCCCUCGUGAGGUUCUCCCAUUCACUGGGCACCGAUAUUGCAUGGUAUGUACCCAAACCACGACCAGGAGUCUUCCGUGUCACCAAAACAAAUCACAAUAUUCUGCAAGGCGUCUCGCAGCCGGGCGAACGGUUGACCGAGGAGAACUGGGGCCAGGUCGUGGACUGGAUCAAUGAAAAUGCAAAGCGAUAUUGGCUGGUUCCUGGGGGUCCUCUCCUGCACCCCUCAGAAGGGGGUGCCGACGUGGUGAUUAUUGAUGACCCGCAGAUGCCUGCCUUGAUCCCCAUUGCCAAAAAGAUAGCGCCAGACCGGCCAGUCAUCUUCCGAAGUCACAUACAUAUUCGGAGUGACCUGAUCUCCCAACCAGGCACCCCGCAGGAGGAGGCGUGGGCUCGAAUGUGGGAACCUAUCAAGUCCGCCGACAUCUACAUCAGCCAACCCGUGAGGAAGUUCGUUCCGCACAAUGUGCCCCAGGAAAAAGUGGGUUACAUGCCGGCAUCAACGGACUGGCUGGAUGGCUUGAACAAACACAUGCGGGACUGGGAUGUUGCCUAUUACGGCCGGUCCUUCAAUGCGACCUGCAGAAACUCCGGCAUGCCAACCAUUGACUAUCCAAAAGAAAAGUACAUCGCACAGAUCGCCCGCUUUGAUCCAUCCAAGGGGAUCCCUGAGGUGAUGGAAUCGUACGUCAAAUUCCAUGAGCGGUUUACGGCCUCGGUGCACGGAAGGUCGCCACCCAAGCUGCUGAUUUGUGGACACGGGUCAGUCGAUGACCCCGACGGCUCGGUGAUUUACGACGCGGUCGUAUCUCACAUCGAGGAGAACCUCGCCCAUCUCGCGGAUCAGAUUUGCGUCGUUCGGCUGGGGUCAUCGGACCAGCUGCUCAACGCACUACUGUCGAAGACCAAGGUGGCACUGCAGCUUUCCACCCAUGAAGGAUUCGAGGUGAAGGUUUCCGAGGCUAUUCACAAGGGGGUGCCAGUCAUUGCCACCCGGGCCGGAGGCAUCCCCUUGCAGGUCGCUGACCAGGAGAACGGCUUCCUAGUGGACGUAGGGGACACCGACAGCGUGGCGCAGCACCUUUACGACCUGUGCACCGACGAGAAAAUGUACCAGCGGAUGAGUCAAUUUGCGCGGGAAAACGUGUGCGACGAGGUCAGCACCGUCGGCAACGCUCUGAACUGGCUUUACCUGGCCUCGACCCUCACCGGACCGAACGGCUUGAAGCCCAACGGACGAUGGAUCAACGAUCUGGCGCGCAACGAAGCCGGUCAACCCUACACCGAGGGAGAACCCAUGUUGAAGCGGGCGAUCGAUCUAGAGAAGAUGGGCUGA
This is a messenger RNA of Aspergillus steynii IBT 23096, 2085 nucleotides long. RefSeq names its product putative trehalose synthase (Ccg-9) (gene ccg9). Lineage: Eukaryota; Fungi; Ascomycota; Eurotiomycetes; Eurotiales; Aspergillaceae. The transcript is spliced from 6 exons. The record is from RefSeq and is a predicted model, not a curated record. The coding region runs from base 1 to 2085 and encodes 694 amino acids. Gene Ontology annotation, molecular function: glycosyltransferase activity.